GCUGGACGAGUGUGCGAGUUUCGUUUUUUCGACACUCUUUCGCGCUCUGUAGUGGUGUGGAAAACUGUGUAAAAGCCACACAUUUCCUCUUUGCCUCAGAAGUCAUCGUCACUCAGCCGCCGUCAGUUUAUCGGGAACGACUUUACGUGCCGCGGAGCAACAAGUUAACAAGCAAACAAUGACGUCAAAAUCGCAGCCCUUCGACUCAAAUUGCAUGACGUUGACGCGAUUUGUUCUGCAGGAGCAGAAGAAAUUCGCCAACGCCACCGGAGACUUGUCUCAGCUCCUCAACUCCAUCCAGACGGCCGUGAAGGCAGUGAGUUCGGCCGUGAGGAAGGCUGGCAUCGCCAAAUUGCAUGGAAUCUCAGGAGAAACCAACGUUCAGGGCGAGGAAGUGAAGAAACUCGAUGUCCUGUCCAAUGAACUCUUCAUCAACAUGCUGUCCUCCUCCUUCACGACAUGCCUGCUCGUCUCGGAGGAGAAUGAGACCGUCGUCGAGAUCGAAGUGGACAAGCAGGGAAAGUACAUCGUGUGCUUCGAUCCGCUGGACGGUUCCUCCAACAUUGACUGCCUGGUGUCCAUCGGCUCAAUCUUCGGGAUCUACCGCAAGCAGUCUGAGGGCGUGCCCAGCCUUCAGGACGCUUUGCAGCCGGGGAGACAGAUGGUGGCCGCCGGGUAUGCGCUGUACGGUUCCGCUACGAUGAUGGUCCUGAGUCUGGGCACUGGCGUGAAUGGUUUCAUGUACGAUCCCGCCAUCGGGGAGUUCAUACUCACGGAUCCCAACAUGACGAUCCCCGAGCGCGGAAAGAUCUACUCCAUCAACGAGGGCUAUGCCCACGAGUGGGACGCCUCGGUGUUCAACUACGUGCGCGACAAGAAGGACCCGGCCAAGGGGAAGCCCUACGGCGCUCGCUAUGUGGGCAGCAUGGUGGCCGAUGUGCACAGGACGAUCAAGUACGGCGGGAUCUUCAUCUAUCCUGCCACAGCGUCCGCCAAGAGCGGCAAGCUGAGGCUCAUGUACGAGUGCAAUCCCAUGGCGUACAUCAUUGAGCAGGCUGGCGGCCGCGCGAGCACUGGAAAGAUCGACAUCCUGGACGUUGUGCCUACCAAAAUCCACGAACGCUCACCCAUCUUCCUGGGCUCCAAGCUGGACGUGGAAGAAGCCCUGAGUUACGUCCAGUAGUUACCACAAUGGCCUUUAUUGGCUUCUUCACAAAUAAAUCUCCGCAGUUCUCAAUAA
Molecule: messenger RNA, 1240 nt
Organism: Phlebotomus argentipes
Lineage: Eukaryota; Metazoa; Arthropoda; Insecta; Diptera; Psychodidae
Gene: fbp
Product: fructose-1,6-bisphosphatase 1
Exons: 4
Coding region: 179-1183 (334 amino acids)
Biological process (GO): fructose 6-phosphate metabolic process; sucrose biosynthetic process; fructose metabolic process
Cellular component (GO): cytosol; cytoplasm
Molecular function (GO): fructose 1,6-bisphosphate 1-phosphatase activity
Source: RefSeq, a predicted model, not a curated record